UACCCGCUCGUGCCCGCUUCAACGGCCAGCCCCAACCUUGUCUUUCGCAAGCCCAGUUAAAACGCGACCAUCUCAGACGGCAAUCCGUCCACCCCGGCCAACUUCGCAGCUCCAUACAUCAUUCUCGAAUCGCUCUUCCGUGCUGGGAAAUCAUCGAGACAACAAGCAACAGAUCCUCACCAACGCCAAAACUGCCUUCACACAACACCGACAGCAUACGACAGACAGCGUGUCAAUAACGCUUUACGAAAUCACUCGCGCAAGUCGCUCGACCAGCCACCACCGUCAAGAUGGGAGGCGGCGAUCUCAACCUCAAGAAGAGUUGGCACCCUCAGCUGCUAUCCAACCAGCGCCGCGUUUACGAGUCGGAGCAGCGCGCUCUCGAAGAACGCAAGAAGACGCAGCAGCGAGUCCAAGAACUCAAGGAGGAGCGCGCGCAGGAGGAAUUGCAAAAACAGAUCGAGCAGGCUGGUGGCACAAAACGCAUCGACCGUGUCGAGUUCCUCUACCAGGGCCCUACAGAUGGCGCUCUUGGCACUACAGAAGAGCUGGAAGGCUUCCUUCUGGGAAAGCGUCGCAUCGACAACAUCCUCACAAAGAACGACAAUAAGCAAGUCGAGUCAACGGCGGCAGAGGCCAACUUCAUGGCUCUUGGCAACGCAAACUCUGCCCGCGACACAGCCCAAAAGAUCCGCGAAGACCCCCUGCUCGCCAUCAAGCGCCGCGAACAGGCCGCGUACGAAUCCAUGAUGAACGACCCCAUCAAGCGCCGUCAACUCCUAGCCUCGAUGGGUAUCGAAGAUGCAAAGAAGGAGAGCCGGGACAAGACAAAACACCGUCGCCAUCGUGAAGACCGCGAAAAUGGCCGUGACAGACGCCACAAGAGGAGGAGAUCAGAGGACCGUGACCAGUCGCGCAGCAGGGACAGGAAUGGCGCAAAUUCCGAGAGGAAACAUCGCAGCCGGCGCGACGACUCCAGAGAUAGGAGAAGUCGCCGCGACAGGCAUGAUGGCCAUGACGAAAACCACAGGCGAGAGGACAGCAGAUCCCGCCAUCGGUCUCGCUCAAGAUCCCCGAGGCGCUCGCAAGCACAUGAAGCAAGCAGGCGUCAGCGCUCUCGCUCCCCUCUGAAGCAUGGUGACAGGUCAGAAGACCGCCAUCCUCGACCUUCUCGAGAUGGUCGUGCCGUUCGUGAUGGCAGUGAGCCACGGCGCCAGCGAUCUUCUGGAGAGUCUCACGAUGACAGGCGAGAUUCUUCUCGACGAGAGCCAGAACGCAACCAGGGACGCUACGACAGAAAUUCCCGCUCCGACUGGACACGUCACAACAACAAGCACAAAUCUCAUGGAGGCGCGAGGAGUGGUGACGACAAGGCUGCUGACGAAGAGCGGGCUCGCAAGCUGGCAGCCAUGCAAGAAGCAGCGUCGGAGCUUGACCAAGACCGACAGAGGAGGCUGGCUAAGAUCGAGGCGCGUGAGAGGGAUGAGCGCGAGGCGGACUCCCAGGCGCGGAUGCAAGACAACCGGCAGGGAGGCGGAAGAGCCUUUGUCAACGGGCUGCACCGCAAAGCGGGCGAGAUGUCGCUGUCUGAUCGCAUUGGGAGGAGCAAACGAGGGCUGCAGAAGGACGAGGAGUGAGGGACGGGACUGUUACGGGGUGGUUAUCUGUGAAUGGGGAUUUUGGUUGACGUUUCGAUACCCAAGCAAACCGAGCAGCUGGACGAUAAUGAAUGACUGCAUUUUGACAUCUGAUUGCCCUGUAUUCGACAUUUCUUUUGUCGCCCCGAGUCACGCUACAGAACCUUGGCGAUACUAAAUUUGGACUCAGUAUUGAUUGCAUGCUCCUUCGCGUCACAUGACAAUUCACGUGUGUCAACCC
Molecule: messenger RNA, 1878 nt
Organism: Gaeumannomyces tritici R3-111a-1
Lineage: Eukaryota; Fungi; Ascomycota; Sordariomycetes; Magnaporthales; Magnaporthaceae
Exons: 1
Coding region: 291-1637 (448 amino acids)
Biological process (GO): mRNA splicing, via spliceosome
Cellular component (GO): U2-type spliceosomal complex
Source: RefSeq, a predicted model, not a curated record